AGCAGAGUCCACUGCCCAUGACAGGACCAGUUAUGAGCUAUGUUCAAUAUCCAGCACCUGGGGCCACAUAUGAGGAUGUUAUAGUUAGCACUAAUCUUUUUAUGGAAACUUUGGAGAAGUUUCAUGCAGCCAUGGGAACCAAGUUCAUGAUCCCUAUAAUAGCGGGCAAGGAACUGAACUUGCAUCGGCUUUUUGUGGAAGUGACGUCUCGUGGUGGUAUUGAGAAGAUUAUUAGACAGAAAAGAUGGAAAGAAGUGACUUCUGUUUUCAACUUUCCAUCUACGGCCACAAAUGCAUCUUUCGUGCUGCGCAAGUACUAUGGUUCCUUGCUUCAACAUUAUGAACAGCUUUACUACUUUAAGGCUCGGAGUUGGAGCCCUGUCUCUCCUGUUCCUUUGCAGAGUCCAUUGAUAUCACAAUGUUCAGCUCACGUGACUGUGCAGCCGUCACCAGAAUACCAAGCUGCUGCAGUCAAGCAAAAAAACACAAACACUGCCGAGUUGCGUGGAGUUGGAGCAAUGCCAGGAUCAUCUGCAAGUCCUCCAGUGGUGGGGGUAAUUGAUGGGAAAUUUGAGGGUGGGUAUCUUGUUACUGUCACGGUAGGUUCAGAGGAGCUCAAAGGUGUUCUUUAUCAGGCACCUCAUAACCAAUCAUGGCAAGUGCCACAGCCUCAUGGUGUGUCUGCCAACAAUAGUUUUAAUACAAACCCUGGACCAUCCGCCAGGAAUAGUGGUAAUACACACCCUGUACCAGGUACACGACGCCGGCGCCGUAGAAAGAAAAGUGAGAUAAAAAGAAGGGACCCCGCUCAUCCAAAACCUAACAGAAGCGGCUACAAUUUCUUCUUUUCUGAGCAGCAUGCAAGACUCAAACCACUUUACCCAGGGAAGGAUAGAGAGAUCAGUAGGAUGAUUGGGGAGCUAUGGAACAAAAUAAAUGAUUCCCAAAAAGCGGUUUAUCAGGAUAAAGCUCUUAAAGAUAAAGAAAGAUACAAAAUAGAAAUGGAGGGUUAUCGAGAGAGAUUGAGAACGGGGAAAGUUAUUAUUGACGCAGUUCCACUGCAGCAGUGGAUACCAGGUAAAGAUUCCGAGAUGGUGGAAGCAAGUGUCAGAACUGAGGAAAUUGGAAGGGGGUCUCUUCAGAAUGAAGUCUGUUCCAGUGAAAGUGAUUCUGAGGAUGAUGAUAGAACUGCAGAAAAAGAUUCGGACAUGGAAACUUCUCCAGUAUAG
Molecule: messenger RNA, 1229 nt
Organism: Populus euphratica (Euphrates poplar)
Lineage: Eukaryota; Viridiplantae; Streptophyta; Magnoliopsida; Malpighiales; Salicaceae
Product: HMG (high mobility group) box protein with ARID/BRIGHT DNA-binding domain-containing protein
Exons: 7
Coding region: 18-1229 (403 amino acids)
Molecular function (GO): DNA binding
Source: RefSeq, a predicted model, not a curated record